ACAUUAAAUUCAUAUAUUUUAAAUGAUUCUCACCUUACGUCAAUCGGAAUUCUAUAAUGAAGGUGCAACAGAGAUAACACUUUUUUUCGAUAUGAUAGUGUAAGUGUAAAUCAAGUAGUGAAUGUAAAAUUAAAAUAGUUGACGUCGAAUGUUUGUAGGUGCAUGUCAAACUGUCAAAACAAAAAUCGGAUUAUUUCGGUCGCUUAAUUUUUCAAUAACUUUAUAAACGAUAAUUAACAUGUGAUAAGUGGAAGUUAAGUUUACAGUGGGAUUCGUUUUUAUCUGUGUUGUUUAUUUAUCAUAACAAGGAAACUGUUUCAUUGAAAGUUCAUUCGUCAAGAUAAUGUUCAACUUUAUAAAGAAAGCUACCGUUCCCGGAGUGACCUCGGACAAAGACGAUAAAGAAAAGAGGAAACGGGACAAAAAGGACCGGAAAGAAAAACAAAAACGCGAACGUGCUAAUAUGUCCGCCGAAGAACUUUUAAGAUUGGACGAGGUUAGGCGAUCUUUGAAAAUUAGAGGUCGACGAAAGGAUAAAGAAAAACUUCCUUCCGGCAUAACUGCGGAUUAUACUGCCGAUUUUCUUGCAAGUUUAGAACGUACAGAUUCUCCAAUAUCAACUAUCCCCGGAUCACCUCACCCGUCAACAAAUCAUACCCAUGAAGGUUACACGCAAUCUGACAGUUCCGAAACGAGUCUUAACUCUCUUCAGAACCACCACAACAACGUACCGCCGUUACCUCCUAAACCUCCUAAAAGAGGAAUCCUCAAAACGCCAAAGGUUAGCAUAACUCACGACAGUCCACAAGAAGUUGAAACCAACGGUUACGAUUCAACAGAUAAUCAUUCCAAUUUAGUUAGAAACACCCUUCAAAAUGAACUGAUUACUUACCAAAAUUUACCCACGCAAAAUGGCGUUAACGGUAAAAAUAUGGGUUCGCAACUAUUGGUGAUAACGUCAACAUCACCGAGUGCCGAUAGUUUGACAGAUACGACGAAUUCAUCAUUCGCCACACCGCCGUUUUCUCUAAGUCCCGUGGGAGAAUCUCAAGGUUUCCACAGAUGGUCGAGAACAGCCAAUUUCGAUGACAUCAAUCUCCCUCUACCUGAUAUCGUACCUUUAGUAUUACCCAAACCGCGCACCCUUACGAUACAAAGACAAAAACCGCCUCGGAACGAUUUCGGUUUUUCGUUACGUCGCGCGAUGGUUCUCGAAAGGUGUACGAACAACGCGAACAGUGACGUCGCGGAAGUGAGCAUGCGCGCCGUUAUAUUCGCCGAACCCGGUACCAUAGUGCAACAUAACAACGAAACCGGUUUAUUACCGGGCGAUAAACUGUUGGAAGUUAACGGUACGCCUGUUGAGGGUAGAACGAGAGAAGAUAUCAUUGAUCUUAUAAAAGCGUCUGGCGAGAGCGUUACUCUAAAGGUUCAACCCGUGGCGGAACUAAGCGAGUUAAGUAGACGGUCGGGUUAUGAUGGGGGUGAAAUAAAUUUAGACGAUUCGAACAUACGCGGCGGCACUUUACGAAGGUCAGGGAGCAGACGGUUCAAUAAAACCGCAACGGCUAAAACCGAGGAACAUUUAGCGAACGAAAAAUUAUGGUUAGAAACAGAAAAAUUGUGGUUAAUGCACAGGGGUGGAUUUGCUGCUUCAAGAAGAGAAAUCGACGCCGAUCAAGAACCUGGAAAAGUAAAAUUAAGGCUAGAGGCUACUGGAGAAUUAUUAUCUGUCGAUGAAGAUGACGUUGAAAAAGCUAAUCCACCUCAAUUCGAUCGAGCUGAGGAUUUAGCAUCGUUACGACACCUGAACGAAUCAAGCGUGUUACACACGUUAAGGCAACGUUACGCUACGAACCUCAUCCAUACUUACGCCGGAUGCAGCACCAUGUUAGUUAUCAACCCGAUGGCGCCUCUUGCUAUAUACUCUGAAAAGGUGGUUUCCCUCUUCAAAGGGUGUAAAACAGAAGACAUGCCACCUCACAUCUACUCCAUGGCUCAAUCUUCAUACCACGCGAUGUUAUCUACGAGACGUGACCAAAGUAUUGUUUUUAUGGGUAGAUCCGGUUCGGGAAAAACAACGAAUUUCCGUCACUGCGUACAGUAUCUAGUUACGGCAGCGGGGUGCGUUAAUAAAGUUUUACCUUUGGAAAAACUAAGCGCUCUUUGGACUGUUUUGGAGAGCUUCGGAAAUUGCAAAACCGUAAUGAACACGAAUGCGACGAGGUUCACUCAAAUAUUCAGUUUAGAUUUCGAUCAAAGUGGCGUGAUAGCUUCGGCGAGUCUUCAAGUUCUGAUGUUAGAAAAAGUACGAAUAGCAAAGAAAAUAGAACAUGAAACGACGUUUCACAUAAUGCAACGUUUGCUUUCUGGAAUCGAAGGCAACCUUAGAAAAGAUCUAUUUCUUGAUAACCUUACUGGAAACGAGAACAAUCCAUUCAUUACGUUAUUACAAAAACACGAAGAUAAGCAACGAGCGCAGAUGGAGUUUGUCAAAGUUUGUAACGCCCUAAACGUUUUGGGAGUAACCGAAAACGAACAGAAAUUAUUAUUUUCUGUUUUGGCUGCCAUUUUUCAUUUGGGCUGUGCGGGAGCUGUUAAAGCUGGAAACAACAAUCGAUACCAAUUUGCUAACCCCCAAAGUGCCCAAAGAGCUGCUAACCUAUUAGGUACAACUGUAGAAGAAUUAUCAAGGGUAAUGUUCGGCUUAGCAUCGGGUGGAAUGUGUACACCUAACGCCCCAAGAGCUCCAUUUCGAACACCUUCUCCUACCGAUAAAGGUUUAGAUAGAGAAGCUGUUGGUCUAGAAGCCGUCGAGGGUGUCAUCAUUGGACUCUACGCGGAAGUUUUUAAUUGUGUGGCUUCGCUAAUUAAUAGAUCAAUAUCAGCAUCAACAUAUACAGUGUCUUCCAUUCUUCUAGUGGAUACGCCAGGUUUUCAAAAUCCGGCCACAUGCGGACGCCAAGUUGGAGCUUCCUUUGAAGAUCUUUGUCACAAUUAUCUCCAAGAAAGAAUCCAAUUAUUGUUCCACCAUACCAAUUUAGUAGCCCCGAAAGAUAGAUACCUACAAGAAAAUAUCGAAUUCACUUUUGAUGAAAAUGAAAACGAAAAUUUUAUCAAUCCCACACCGUUGGUUAACUUAUUGGACAAGACAGCUCAGAAUAGUAUGAUCCGAACUUCUCAGACUGAUUUACAUGAAGGGGAUAGACGAGGUCUUUUGUGGUUGCUAGACGAAGAAGCAAUUUAUCCUGGCUCUUCAGAUGAAUCAUUUUUAGAACGAUUGUUCACUCAUUAUAGCGAGAGAGACCAUCAGUUAUUACUCAGGAAAGCACCGGGAAAUUAUCAAUUUAUUAUCCAACAUUUACAAGGUACAAAUCCGGUUCUUUACUAUGCUAAAGGAUGGGUGAAGUAUAGUAGAGAAAAUCCAAUAUCGAGAGCGGCUGUAACACUAUUACAGGAAAGCUGCAAGGAGGAUCUAAGUGCACUAUUUGUUACUGUUCGAGGACUAGGUGCAUCAAGUUUCAGCGGUUCAAUUGUAGGCAUAGAUGGCUCUCAAUCAUUGCGUAGAGCCUCCAGUAUUAGAAGAACUUUCACAGGUGGUGCGGCCGGAAUUAAAAGGAAAAGUGUUUGCCUACAAACUAAAUUUACUAUUGAUGGCUUAAUCGAAACUCUAAGAAGAACAAAACUUAGAUUCGUCCAGUGUAUUUUACCUCAACAUAAUGCUGGGUUGUGCGAAUCUAACGCUUCUUUAUUGGCUGUGAAAACUACGGGACAACAAGAAGACGCUCUAAUAAAUGUUCCACUUCUUCGAUCGCAAAUUCGUGGAGGUCAAAUAUUAGAUUCGGUGAGACUGUACAAACAAGGAUUCCCCACUUUUCUACCAUUAGCCGAAUUUAGAAGAAAGUUCCAUCUUUUAACUGCAGAUUGCAAAGCUUCCGCACCCGUAUUAGACGAAAGGAAGGCCGUUGAAGAUAUGCUACUUGCACUCGAUUUGGAACUGUCUAGUUACAGAAUUGGUCUCAGUCAGAUUUUCUUCAGAAAUGGCGCUAUAUCUCAACUCGAAACUCAACGCGAUGAACGUCUCGCUGGUAUGGUCGUCCAUCUUCAAGCACACUGUCGCGGAUACUUGGCUAGAAAGAAAUUGGCGCAGAAGAAAUUACAAGAUUUAGCGGUGCGUUGUAUCCAAAGAAACGUUAGAAAGUUUAUAGCUGUGAGGGAUUGGCCAUGGUGGAGAUUGUUGGUGAGGGUUACUCCGUUGUUGAACGUUUAUAGAACGGAAGAGGAGCUUAAAAUCAAAACGAAUGAGCUUGAAGCGAUCAAACAGAAAUUGGAAAAAUUGGAAAGCGAACGAACAAAAUUGAAACACGAUAACGAUAAACUUGAAGCCAAGUUGUCUGAAAUGACGGCGGAUCUUGCAGAAGAGCAUUCAACUGCCACACUAGCAGCUGAGAGAUUAGACGCUGAAACCUCCGAACGUCUCAAAUUAGAAAAAGAACUAUCCGAAGUACAAAAUAAAAAUAAAGAGCUACAACAAUCUUCGGAACGACUAGAAAUCGAACUGUUAUACGCUAGGUCGGAUCUAAAUGGAAUUUCGGAAGAGGAUGAAGAUGGAGACGGCGAUGGAGGGGUCUAUAAACAAAGAUACGAAAGGGCAAUCAAAGAGCUCGAAUUUACGAAGAGAAGAUUACAACAACAACAUGAAGAUGACUUGGAACAGCUUAUUGGAUUGAAGAAACAAUUGGAAAAGAAAUUGGCAGACGCAUACGAAGAAGUAGAGGAACAACGACAAGUCGUAGGUCAAUGGAAACGAAAAGUUCAAAAAUUAAAUGGAGAAAUGAACGACCUUAAGCUAUUACUGGAAGAACAGAAUGGAAGAAAUAAUUUAUUAGAAAAGAAACAAAGGAAAUUCGAUUCCGAAACGCAGAUGUUGCAAGACGAGUUAAAAAAAGAAAAACAAGCUAGAGACCGAUUUGCAAGAGAAAAAGAAAUAUGCAUGGCCGAAAAGUAUGCCAUUGAAAGUACACUUGCAGAUAUAAAACUUGAGCUGGAACUUAAAGAAGAAAGACUUCUAGCUCUACAACGUGAAUUCGAUGAAGUAACUUGUAGUGGUAAGACUGAAGAAGAAGUCACUGUUUUAAGAAAACAGAAAAUAGAUUGCGAAAGAAGACUUCAAGAUCAGGAAGAAGAACUUGAUGAACUUGCUGGACAAGUUCAAUUGUUGGAACAAGCCAAACUCAGGUUAGAAAUGACUUUGGAAUCCAUGAGGAAAGAAGCUAAAAAAGAAGCCCAAAUGAGAGAUGAAGAACUCGAGGAAGUUCGAUGUAACGCCCACAAAAAAGUUAAAGCUUUGGAACAGCAAUUAGAAAAUGAACAUGAGGAACGUACAUUGUUAUUAAGGGAGAAACACGAAUUAGAGAGAAGACUAGCAGCAGCUGCAGAGCUAGAAAGACACGAUAGAGCUGGAGACGAAGCUCUUUUACAACGACUCAGGAGGGACUUGAAGAGAACAAAGGCUUUACUUAGAGAUACACAAGCUCAGCUCGAAAGGCAGAAAAGUGAAACUGCAGGAAAAGCUACAAUCCGCCAAUUAAGGAAUCAGUUAGAAGACUUGGAAUGUGCUAGGGCAGUUGCCGUUAAAGCGAAACAGAGCUUAGAAACGGAUCUUUUAGAAACGCAAUCUCUUCUGGAAGAAGCUCAUAAACAGAAACAAGAUGCGGAAGAACGCGCAAAUGCUUUACUUAGAGAAAAGGGUGACUUACAAACACAAUUGGAAGAAAACGAAGAAGAAUUAGCGGAAGUAUUGAAAAAAUUCAAGGGCACUGUACAGCAAAUGUCUUUAGAUCAAAUGGCAUUACAAGAACAGGUAUCAUUAGUUUCAGAAUUAGAAAUAGAACGAAAUCAUUUGAAAGAACAGUUAGCAGAACUUACCACCAAAUUAGAAUCUGUGGAAAGUAUGGGAGAAUCUUCAUCAAAUCUACUAGUAAGAAGGUCUGAAUUGAAGGUUAAAGAAUUAGAAUCAAAACUAGAAUUAGAACAAACCACCAGAUCAAGAUUGGAAGUACAGAUUAGCAGAUUAAAAGAAGCUGUUGAAAAGCUACAAAAUGAUGUGACGAAUGCUAAAGUAAAAGAACAACAAGCUCAAGAUCAAAUAAGAAAACAUCAACGACAAUUACGGGAAAUUAAAGAAGAAUUGAAUAAAAGUUUAGCUAAAGAAUCUGAAGUGAUCAUCAAGAAAAAAGAACUAGAGAAACGGUGCGAAUUGCUGGAAGCUGAGUGUUCGACUGCUAGGACCGACUUAAGAUUAGCCCUGAAGAGAAUCGAAGACUUGCAGUCCGCCAUUCAAGGAGAUUUGGAGGAUACAAUUUCAGAUAAUUCUGAUAGUGAGCAAGAAACCUACAGUUCUGAUGACUCAGUAAAUAAAUACUUAUCCAAUCACAAACCACUGUCUCCUAAAAUAGAAAAGAUGUCUGCUAUUGAUUCAAGAAGAUUAUCAAAUGUGAGCCGUUCUAGUACCUCCAGCAAUCUAGGGAAAGAUCCGUCGUUUACCUGAGUAGCAGUGAACAUCUGCAGAACCAUAUCAAUGACUUUCUGCAGAAAAGAGGAACCUGGUGAUAUCGAUAACGCAUUAGUGGAGUACGUUUGAUGCAUAUUAAUGAUUUAUUUUUGUUAUACCUUUAACUGUUUUAUUUAUAGAUAGGUAUCCCAAGAUUAUAAUUUGUUAUUUGUAGACAUUGUGAUAAGACUGAAGACGACAUUUAUAUUACCCAAGGUAUAUACCCACAUACUUAACUACUUAACUGAGAAAGUGAGCUAGUAGAACAUAUAUUGUAAGUUAAUAAACGUUAGAUUGAAAGUUUGCAAAAAACACGCAAAGUUCAUGUUAUAAACCAAAUUAAUAUUCAUCAUAGAUUCAAUUCAAUUAUUUAAUAAAACAAGUAGGUUUUAUUGAAUAAAUAUUAAUAUUAUGGCAUUAUUUUUGAUUUCGCCAUUCUUUGUAUUGGAUACUUUGACGCAAUUGUGGAGCUACCAGUAUAAACCAAUUUUUGAAUGUGCACAAUAAACAAUUUAUUGUUCUUUUCAGUCAAGUGUAGAAACUGUUUCGUUUUACAAUCAAAUAUGGAAAUGUUAUAUACCUAGACAAUUCAUAAUAAAUAUUACUAGUUCUCUUCUAUUCAAUAUAUUUUAUAUUUUAAAUGGAAAUUUGAUUCACGGUGACAUCGAAUUAUUUUCUCUUGUUACAAUUUAAUCUAUUUUGGAGACCUCUUCUGGUACAGCUAAUUUUUUUUACAUUAAACUUGAUAAAAAAAUUUACAGACAAAUUAUAUACCCGAUAUCGAUGCUAUAUUUCUGCUACAUAUGUUUUCAAAAAUAUCUACUUGUAAUAAACAUAAAAUGAUCACAUAGUUUGAAUUAUAGAAACUUUAAAAAUAGAGAUCAUGUCUUCGUAAAUAUUGUUUAAUAGGGUUAGGCUAAUAAUAAAUGUAAAUAGGCUUUUCUAAAUGUAAUUAAUUAAUGUAAUAUAUCGACCUGUAUUUAAUUUUUAUAGUCAAUGUAUCUAAAAUUCUACCAUAUUGUCUGUAAGAUAUAAAUAAAUGUUGUGAAAUUAAAACUGUUUAUAUAGAA
Diorhabda sublineata is the source of this 7623-nucleotide messenger RNA. It is a transcript of the gene Mhcl, whose product is annotated as unconventional myosin-XVIIIa. The record is from RefSeq and is a predicted model, not a curated record. The transcript has 27 exons. Gene Ontology annotation, molecular function: protein binding; ATP binding; cytoskeletal motor activity. Gene Ontology annotation, cellular component: myosin complex. Lineage: Eukaryota; Metazoa; Arthropoda; Insecta; Coleoptera; Chrysomelidae. The coding region runs from base 344 to 6550 and encodes 2068 amino acids.